This is a messenger RNA of Paramecium pentaurelia, 843 nucleotides long. The record is from the annotation of a GenBank genome assembly. NCBI's taxonomy places the organism in Eukaryota, Ciliophora, Oligohymenophorea, Peniculida, Parameciidae.
UAUGGUUCUAAAAAUAUAAGAUUUCUGUCAGAAAAAGACGUUGACUAGACUUCUAACAAUAAAUAACCCAUUAAAUCAGAAUAGAAUUAAGAUUAUAAUGACGGCUAUCUUGUAAUUAUACUAUUAAUUUGUCUCUUUUUGCUCAUCUGUGUUUGUGGAACAAUCAUAGAAGUUAGCNUUAGCAUUAUUUAGUGCUACUUUCCCAUAAGAAAUUAUUGAAUUAAGUAAAUAGUUUUUGAGAGAAGGAACAGCUAAGAUUUUGGUUAAAAAAGAAUAAUUGACAUUAGAGGGUAUUAGAUAAUUCUACAUUGCAAUCCAACAAGAAGAUCAAAAAUUCAAAGUUUUGGUUGAAUUGUAUAAAAAUUUAACAGUUUCUUAAUCAAUAUUAUUUUGCAAUUCCAAAAAAACCGUUGAUGAUUUGUAUGAUAAAUUGACUACUGAAGGUUUUACUGUAAGUAAAAUACAUAGUCAAAUGGAAUAAAAAGAAAGAGAAUAAGUAAAUUAAUUGUAUAUAAAUUAGGUUAUGCAAGAAUUCAAAAAAGGUGCUGCCAGAAUACUUGUUUCAACAGAUCUUAUGGGUAGAGGAAUUGAUGUACAAUAAUUAUCAUUAGUCAUCAAUUAUGAAUUCCCAAGAUUAAAGGAACAAUAUAUCCAUAGGUAAUAAUAUUGAAAUCUAUUAUUUUAGAGUUGGAAGAGCUGGUAGAUAUGGUAGAAAGGGAGUUGCCAUUAAUAUGGUAGCACAAUAAGAAGCUAAUCUCUUGUUAGAAGUUGAAAAAUAUUACAACACUAAAAUUGAUGAAAUGCCCAAAGACUUAGCAGAAGUAGAAAAAGAAUUAAGUUGAA